Molecule: messenger RNA, 4948 nt
Organism: Lutzomyia longipalpis
Lineage: Eukaryota; Metazoa; Arthropoda; Insecta; Diptera; Psychodidae
Exons: 1
Coding region: 2004-4145 (713 amino acids)
Source: RefSeq, a predicted model, not a curated record
UGAAUAGCUUAAAUAUUUUGGCACUUAAAAUUAUUCUUUUUUACUAUAAAAAAAAAAUGUCUUUUGUGAACUAAUACUUAUCUAAUGUGAAUAAAUCAAUUUUUAAAGAUUUUUUGUACUCAAUUUUUGCUUUUUGGGCUUUUUUUUUUAAAAAUCUUUUAGAAAAUCCUUUAAAUAAAAAAUAUUUUCAAUAAAUGUAUUACAUCUUCGUCUUAAAUGUUUUAAAUAAAUGUCUAUACUAAAAAAAAAAGAACGCCACACACUAGAUAGAAAGGAACUUAAAACGUUUUAAGAUAAACUCUGUCCUACAGCUAGAACUAUCGUUGAACUUCAAAAUAAACGUUUAACCUUUUUUUUCAAUCUUUUUAAACACACGUCACACGUUAGAAUUAACCCAUGGAGGAUUUUGCUGGCUAAAGUGACCAAUUAGACUUCUUUUUUUUAAAUCGUCACAGAAUAAAAUCUCUUAAAAAUAUCGUGAUAAUUUCUAUAUCUGUGUAUAGGGAAGUUCCAUUACUUCAAGAUCGUCGAAAGAAAAAUUGGAAAAAUAUUUUCUUUUAAUAGAAAAUCAAGGUCAAACUUUUGAGGUUAGAAACCUCUAUUCUCCAAGUGUUAAUAAACAAAAAAAAGAUAAAGGAAAAAUAAGAAUCGGUUGAACACGAAUAUUAAACUUAGGAAAAAAGCACAACCUAAAGGUUCUCUUAAAACGGUUUUAAUAAUCUCAUCAGUCAGUAAGCAGAUUGAUUCUUUAACACUUGGAGGACAAAACUGGUAAUCGAUGCCAAUUUGACUAUUUUAAACCGCCAUAGAUUAAAAUCUAUCCAAUUUAUUUUGAUAAAUUCUGCAUCUAUGUAUAGGCGACUUCAAAUACUAGAAUUUCAUCAAAAGAAAAUCUGGAAAAACGUUUUCUUUAUAAUAGAAAAUUAAGCUCAAAGUUUGAGGUUAGAAAUUCGUGUCUUCCAAGUGUUAAAUCAUUCUUUUUAAUUACUUAAAUUAUUUUUAUAAUAUUUAUAGAUUUUAUUUAUAAAUUUUUAUUUAUUUAUUUAUAAAUGAUUAGGUACUAAAAACACAAGGGGUGUUUAUCUGCCGAAUAUAUUGACUAUUUUGGCGAUAAAUUCGUAGAUUAGUGAAUAAUCACAAUAUUUCCAAAGAUCUGAAUAUUCUUAUUUUCAGCUAGAAUUGAGUAGGUACUUAUUCGCCUUAAAUUUAGUACUUUUUCAGUCUAAAAUUAGUACUUUUUCCUAUUGAAUUUAGAACGUUUUCAGUUAGAAUUUACUAUAUUUUUUGGCUAGAAUUUAGUAUGUUUCCGAUUCGAAUUGAGUGCUUUUAAUAAUUGAAUUUACUUCUUAAAAUUGAAUUAAAAAAAAAUACUAAAUUCAAGUCAAAAAAGUACUAAAUUCAAUAAUUAAAAGUACUAAAUUUUAUCCAAAAACAUAGUAAAUUCUACCUAAAAAAAGUAUAAUGAAUACAAGGAAUACAGUGGGAAAAAAGUACUAAAUUUAAGUCUAUAAAAUACUAAAUUUAAUUUUACUUCUUCGACUAGAAUUUAGUACUUUUUAGGCUUUUACUCCUCAGUCUCUACCAAUUUAAGACUAAAAAUAAAGAAAUAUUCGUCUGCUGAAUAUUUUGAUUUCUUUGGCGAAUCAUCUGAAUAAUUUUAAUGUUUUUAUUCGGAUAAACAUUCCUUGUUAAAACAUGCCCUAUCUCAGAGAUUUUAAUUUACGCCUCUGCAAUUUAUAUAAAAAUAGUUUUGUUUGAAGAAAACCUAUUUUAUAAACUUUGUAGUCCACAUUAGAUAAAUCAGCGUUCACAAAAGACAUAAAUAAAAUAUCAAUCGAGUGCCAAAGUAACAUGAGCUUUUUACUAAUUCUCUGCCUCAUCCUCAUGCUGCUGGGUUUGUUCCUUUCCGUCGUAAAAAAAAAAUAAAUGUUGUGAAAUUAAUAAAUUCUUCGUGCGAAAAAAAAUCGCGUAAAGAAGCAGAAAUAUCCCAGCAACGUUUGCGUAUGCAACAAUUGCAUCAGCAGCAAUUGCACUUCUUUGCAACGAAUAGAAGUUACUACGAGCAUUAUGAUUCAGGCGGCUCCGAGGAGAGCCUCAAUAGGUAUUUAUUUAAUACGGAAUGUAUGCCUGUGAUGCAGCAGGAACGCUGUGGAUCCCCAUCGUAUUCCCUACGCUACGGGGAUCGCUAUGGGGAUCACUAUGAUCCGUAUGGGCGACGGAGGAGUUCGUCGUCGUCGCAUGAGGAUUUACUGCUAAAUCCGAAUUUUCAGCAGAAAAUUCACAUUGAUCCACGGUACCGUGAUACAAGACCAAUAGCUAGCAAUAGUUCCCUAAAUCGGGAUUUUGAGGCACCACCGAUGAUCUAUGUGGAGGAGUACAGUGAUGAUGUGGUGAGGAAUGACAAUGAUAGCCUUUCGGGGAAUUCGGACAAUCGUUCGGCGGAAUCAGUGCAAAAUCAGCCACUAAAUGAGGAUAGUUUGGCAUCGUGUGUUGAUAGUGAUGAUAUACCCUUUAUUGAUGACGACAAUACUCCCCCAUCCGUCCAUGCAGCCUACCUCCCACCGUCCAGUAGUUCACAACCUGAUGUUCGUCAAAUGGGGGCUGUUUCCAAGAGUCCGGGUAUCAUUGUCAAGAAUCGCCGGGAUAGUGGUGCGAGUUGUCGCAAAACGGUUAGUUUUGACAUUAUUAACGACGAUGAGGAGACUCUACCACUCUUGGUGGCAUCAGGUGCUACAAGCAAUAACGCAAUGACCACUGAUGGCAAUAAUGUGUGUGUGAAUGUCCGUAAAUCGAGUACAUGUGAUUAUUUGAGGAAUAAUGGGGAGAAGGUUCAAGUAUCACCACCAAUUGGUGGUUACAGUGCGGAUGUUGUUCCAAUGGUUGUGGAGCGAGAGCAAGAGGAGCCAAUGAGCGUUGGGAAGCGGAUGAAGAAGAAGUGUUCAGGGACCAAGGAGUCAAUUUUGAAGUUUUGCAAACUGAAAAAGUGGCAAAACUGUGAUCAACAUGGCUUUACAGCGGCACCAUCAACAUCAACAACGGGUGAUAUUGCAAAUGGUGAUGAUGUUGGUGGGAGAGAAGAUAAUUUUAGUAUUUAUUUUGAUAAGGAUGGGGAUCAGCUGGCAGCAGUGCCGACACCAUCUAACACAUCGGGACCACAUAUUGAUCUCAGUGACAUGACCCUGGAUCUAUCUGGCAUUCAUUCGGAUUCAACGACAACGAGCCAAUCACCCGGUGGUGGUGAUGAUCCAAGCCGACAAAGUGUGGCGGCAGCAGCAACGACGGAGGCUGCAAUAAAUCGGCUACGAUUGCGUUUUAUGCGACACUCACCACCACCUGGCAUUGACUACGAUCGUGUAAUUGAGCGAAAGAAUGUUGGUCAUCGUGUUGUGUGGUCCACAACGGCACCAUAUCACGAUGAUGUGAUCCUGGGGAAUGGAAAAGUGCGCGCUCUUACGAAAUAUUUUGAUUUUCUCCACGAUACCACCGGGUAUAGCCCGACAAAAAGCAAUAACCACUCACGUCAUCGUCUAAGUCAAUCCCAUCCCAAUUUGCAACAUAUCGACACCAUCACCCAAUCAUCCACAACAACAUCAACCCCCAAGAAGGGGAAACUGAGUGAAGCUGAACGCGUGGAUGUUAUGCUACAGCUAAGGGAAUGGAGUAAGUUUGGCACACAAACACCCCCGCCCAAGUACACGUGCACCCUCCACUGUCGUGUUGACAAGUGCUCAGCAUCGGUGAUUAAUCUCAUGGCUGAGGAGUACGGCAAGUGCCCCCAUAUGGAUGAGAUAUUCAAUCGUAUUGACAAUGUUCCACCUCCCAAUCGCUUUAAGAGUGUCCCCAACAUUGCCACCUAUCACCCGGGUCAGUGUCCCUCGCGUACCCACAAGAAAUUCCCCGAUGCCUACAUUGUGAUGAAGAAACGCCCAACUGCAUGUUGCACCGGUGGUAGCAUUGGGAAGGGCAUGACGGGUCGACCGAUUCGUAUUCAGAGUUGCCCAGACUUGCCGGGGGCACCGCAGCCACCAACCUUCAUGACUCUGCGACAGAUUAAGAAUCGGCAGGCGAGCAAGGCACAAAAGCAUGCAAAUGGUGCCUAUGGGGUCGAUGGGAGGCACAAUAUUCCCAGAUUUUAUUCAAGAUGACCCACUAUGGCUUCCCUGCUGAUGCUGUAAUGUGAAACAUUUUGUCCUAACCUCACCUUUUCGUUGUUUCAUGCACAAAAUCAAUUCUUUCAAAAAAAAAUUGCAUGAUUGUCUCUGUUUCUCUUUAUUUAUUACUUAAAAAAAAAUGUUUUUCUUUCCAGUCUCUUUGGGGUUGAUUCUGUUUAAAAUAUUUUCUUUUCUUACAAAUUUUGAAUAUUUGCAUUUUUUUUGACGUUCAGUGAAACAAGAAAUAUGUCAGAUUUAACCCUUUAGCGUUUUUUGUGUCAUACGUUGACCCAAACAUGAAACAUUUUAUUUUUCCAAUUAUCUGUGAUUCUUUCGAAGUUUUAUUAUAAAUAAAAUUGUUUUUCCUAGUAAGAAGUAUAUGAAAUUCACGCAGAAGGAGUCGAAGAAGACGUUUUGCUUAAAAAAUGACCUUUAAAUUUGUUUAUAGAAUAAAUUUCGGGAUAAAAGAGCGCAUGUUUCAAUGUUUUUAUGUUUCACGUAGACGCGAAAGGGUUAAACGAAAACUGCGAUAUUUUACAUUUUUUGAGAUUGAAACAUGUUUUUAUCGGAACACUUUCACUCAAAACGUAUUCUUUGAUUUUAUUAACGUUAAAUAAAUCAUAUUUCUAACCUAAAAGAAACGACAAUUUUUAUUAAAAGUUAGUCAAAAUGUUUUAAAAGAACAGAAGAAAUAGAAAAUAUUGCCAUCAGAAUCAACCUAUAUUUAUAUUUGAUAUUUCUAUCAUUUCAAUGUUGUUGUUAUAAUUUAUUUUAAUAAAGUAAAUUAAUUUUCAAUU